Molecule: messenger RNA, 573 nt
Organism: Dovyalis caffra
Lineage: Eukaryota; Viridiplantae; Streptophyta; Magnoliopsida; Malpighiales; Salicaceae
Source: the annotation of a GenBank genome assembly
AUGGAUGUGUCUGAACUGUGUAGAGGAAGGACAGAGAGAAACGGAAAAGACGUGGAGAGACUUGUGAAUGGUGGGAAUUUGGAAGAGAAUUUUGAGGUAGCCAUUAGCGAAGGCGUGCAUCGAGGCGUUUAUAAUGCGAGGUUUGUGUCGGAUCAUGCUAUGCUCGAACGCGUAUUUAAUUUGUCUUUGGUCGGUUGGGAUCGGGUGGUUUUCAGACCACGGGCUAUACGUUUCGGCAACAGAACUCCUAUCCUGGGUCCCAAUAAAAAGGUUCGAUUGGAUGUCGCAGCACCAUUUGAAAUCAUUAUUGAAUUUCACGAGUACCCGAUUGAGUUCAGAUUGGAUCCAAUCAAUAUUACAAAACACUCAAUGUAUGUAAAAGGUGGUGCAUCUAGAACGGCACCAAACAGCAUGAUAGCCAUUACGAAGGCAAAGAUGGCAAUUGAAUUGAAAUAUAGACGUCAAGGGUUUUUGUAUUUGACGAAGUUAGAAGCUAGUGCACUUGUUUCAACGGUUGAAAAUAGGGCAAAAUCAAUAAGGGCAGACAGUUGUACAUUCACCAUAGAUGACUAG